Messenger RNA from Talaromyces amestolkiae, 738 nucleotides. RefSeq lists its product as uncharacterized. NCBI's taxonomy places the organism in Eukaryota, Fungi, Ascomycota, Eurotiomycetes, Eurotiales, Trichocomaceae. The transcript has a single exon. Bases 1 to 738 code for a protein of 245 amino acids. The record is from RefSeq and is a predicted model, not a curated record.
AUGACAAACCCCAAAAUCAAAGCCGUCCUCUUCGAUUUCAUGGGCACAUGUCUCGAUUGGCACACCGGCACCCUCGCCGCCCUCCCGCAAUCCAUUCCAGCCGCCAAAAGAUCUGAAUUCGCAUUGCAAUGGCGCCAGAAUUAUUUCGAUUCGAAUGCUGCGCGAUUGGCAGCAAACAAGCCGCCGGAGGAUAUUGAUUUGACGCUUAGGCACACGUUGGAUGCGAUGUUGGAUGAGGAGCGGUGGGGUGAUGUUCGCGCUGGGUUUGAGAGCCUCGGUGAUAGAGGGGAGGAGGAAAAGUUGAAGGAGAAGGUUGUGCAGGCGUGGCACUCAAUGCCGGCAUGGCCGGACGUCAAACCCGCUAUCGAUCGUCUCAAAGAACUGGGAUAUGAGAUCUUUGUGCAUGCUAACGGCACAACGCGGCUGCAACUUGAUCUCUGCCGCUCUUCGGCCCUGAGUUUUAAUAUGUUGUUUUCCAGUGAGUUGUUGGGAGUCUACAAACCUGCUAGAGAGAAUUAUGAGAAGGUUUUGAGACUGUUGAAGAGAGAGGCGGGGGAGUGUGUGCUUGUAGCAGCGCAUGCGUAUGAUACGAGGGGUGCAAAGGCGGUCGGGAUGAGGACGGUGUAUGUGCAUAGGUGGACGGAUGAUGUUGAGGAGGAUAUGAAGAUCGUCAAAGGGGAGAAUGAUGUGUUUCUGGAGAAUAUGGAGGGGUUGGGGGAUGUUAUUGCGAAUUUGUAG